Messenger RNA from Raphanus sativus (radish), 609 nucleotides. RefSeq lists its product as uncharacterized. The record is from RefSeq and is a predicted model, not a curated record. NCBI's taxonomy places the organism in Eukaryota, Viridiplantae, Streptophyta, Magnoliopsida, Brassicales, Brassicaceae. The transcript has a single exon. The coding region runs from base 221 to 430 and encodes 69 amino acids.
ACCCACUUAAAGAAUACAAUACCUUUCCUUUGCAACCUUACCAAAGCUUAGCAUCUAACCAACUCCUCUCCUUAGCCACCAAGAAACCCAUAAUUCUACAUAAAACCAUAACAAACUUCUACAUUCUCAAACUUUAAUUCCACAUCUUACUUCAUCUGCAAGAACAAGAACCUAUUACACGACAAACACAUAUCAUAGUAGAGAGAAGAUUACUGGAGAUAUGAGUGCAGACUGGGGACCAGUGAUUGUAGCAGUGGCUCUGUUCAUCCUACUCUCACCAGGAUUGCUCUUUCAGCUACCGGCGAGGACAAGAGUGAUGGAGUUCGGUAACAUGAGCACAAGCGGCAUUUCUAUUUUGGUCCAUGCCAUUAUUUACUUCUGUAUACUCACUAUCUUGGUCAUAGCCAUACAAAUUCACAUCCAUUUCUGAUCUUAUAUUAUAACAAAAGGCAAGCUUAUUUGGAUUCAAAAUUUGCCUUUUUCUGCUACUUAUUUUUGCUAAUCUAUUGUUCUUAGCUCAUGGUGUUGGUUGUAUACAAAUAAAGAAUCUGUAAUUUUGUAUUUUCCCAAUAUAAUGUCUAACCUUCUAAGUUUCAAAAUCACAUAUAA